GCGCCCAUUCGACUACUCGCCCUAGGCGACCCGCAACUCGAAGGCGACAGCUCCCUGCCUGAUCCGAAUGCGCCGCUUUUUCCUGGUCUUGUUGGCCUACGACAUGGUCUAUGGGUCGAGCCCCUGGACAAGGCAGCGCGCCUCGCCCGACGAGCGAUCACGGACAUUGCAACGAGAGACAUUCCGCGAUACGUGCAGACGCAGCGCAAGAGGUUGGAUCUUCUGGGUAACGAUUACUACCUCGCACACAUCUACCGCACGACCAAAUGGUGGACCCAGCCAACCCACAUCUCCGUCUUGGGUGACUUGCUCGGUAGUCAAUGGAUCAGCAAUCAAGAGUUUGACCGACGAGCCGACAGGUUUUGGAAUCGUGUCUUUGUAGAUGCACACUUUUGGAAACACAAAGCCGAGGGAAAAGAGCUUGAGGACGUCCAUGGUUGGGACUUUUUGGAUAUGGCCAACGCUAGCCAGGCGCCCGCCCUGCUGAAUGUGGCUGGAAACCACGAUAUCGGAUAUGCUGGCGAUGUCGAUCAACGUCGCAUCGACCGCUUCGAAGGUGCUUUUGGUCAGGUCAACUGGCGCAUCAGAAUUCCCCAUGCUGUUCCGCAGUCCAAUCUCACCACGGAGCUGCACCUCGUAAAUCUCAACUCGAUGAUCUUGGAUAAUCCUGCUUGGAAUCAACAUCUGUAUCAUGCGACCCAUGAAUACCUGGAUCAAGUCAUCAACGACACACAUACUCGCAGCCCUCAAGAUGCUGUCAUCCUCCUCACCCAUGUACCUUUGUACAAACCGGCAGGUAUCUGCGUGGAUCCUCCUUUCUUCAGCUAUUUUGAGCCUCGCCAUGGUGGUGGCAUUCGCGAGCAGAACCACCUCUCCGAACAAUCGAGCGGCAAGAUAUUGAAUGGCCUGUUUCAGCAGAGUAGCCGAGAGAAGCGUGCCGGUAUUGUACUCAACGGUCAUGACCAUGAGGGCUGUGAUACAUGGCACAACCGCUUCGAGGCAGAUCAAGAGCAAUGGAACCACACCAGGUAUUCUGCCACCAACAAAACUGCAACCGGCAUUCGGGAGGUUACUGUACGCAGCAUGAUGGGAGACUAUGGCGGAAAUGUUGGCCUUCUAUCUGCUUGGUUUGACGCAGACGAUGCUGUCUGGAAGUUCGAGUACGCUACUUGCGCGCUCGGCAAGCAGCACAUCUGGUGGGCCAUUCACAUUGUCGAUUCCGUAGUCAUUGCUUUGGGACUCGCGAGUGUAAUCCUU
Molecule: messenger RNA, 1257 nt
Organism: Aureobasidium pullulans EXF-150
Lineage: Eukaryota; Fungi; Ascomycota; Dothideomycetes; Dothideales; Saccotheciaceae
Exons: 1
Biological process (GO): GPI anchor biosynthetic process
Cellular component (GO): endoplasmic reticulum
Source: RefSeq, a predicted model, not a curated record